This is a messenger RNA of Penicillium angulare, 1680 nucleotides long. RefSeq names its product class I SAM-dependent methyltransferase. Lineage: Eukaryota; Fungi; Ascomycota; Eurotiomycetes; Eurotiales; Aspergillaceae. Bases 1 to 1680 code for a protein of 559 amino acids. The record is from RefSeq and is a predicted model, not a curated record. Gene Ontology annotation, molecular function: methyltransferase activity. The transcript is spliced from 2 exons.
AUGGAUUCGGAUGACCGGAAGGUGAAGAAUUCCGUCCCUGAGGUCAAGCAAGUUCCCUCAUCUCCGUCACCUUUACUUCUUCCGCCUUUACAUGAACUAGAUGUUGAGUCCGGGGUCAAUGCUACGGAGACUACAAGAUUACCGCCUUUUCUUUUCCGUCCAGUGCCAAGUUCGCAUACUACUACCACUACUACAGAUGCAUUAUACGGGGACAGGAAUGUCACCGGUCGCUCUCGAUCACUUUUUAGUCCUGAAUUAAAUUUGCAAUCUCAAAAGAUCUAUGAAGAUAUUCCAGAGACUAAUACACUAGCGCUCCCGCCUCCCCUUGCGUCUAUACAUGAGGAAAGCACUGGCAAUAAUAAUACCGGAAGUGGGGCAACGCUAAAUCCUUCAAUCCUUCACCCUACGUCAACCUCGACGACUACAACCCCUGUACCCCCGACAGGAGACUAUGCUGCGGAGGAACAAACGAUGUGGACAAUGCCAGCAGAGCUGAAGGUCAUUCCAGCUAGUUCCUACGCAUCUAGAGCCGGGUCUUUCACCUUGACGCCACAACCAACUUCGCGCGGGACCUCGUCAAGCCGGUUACAGGGGUCUUUCAUCCCGCCCCCGCUUCGCCAAAGUACCGUGGCAAUAGGCAUCACUGAGGAUAAUACAGACUCAUCAGACGCUGCUUCUACUACUGGCGAUAGUGGAUCGGUAUUUGAUGACGACGACUACUUUUCCGACAGUACCACCUACACCGCCUCCUUACUCUCUGACGUGAAAGACUACACAUACGAAAAUGGGCGACGGUACCAUUCCUAUCGAGAAGGCCACUACGUCCUGCCCAAUGACGACCUCGAACAAGACCGACAAGAUUUACUCCACCACGUCCGCAGUCUCGUUCUAAACGGUGCUCUCUUCCGCGCGCCUGUAGACAAAAACCUCCAGCGCGCUCUCGAUGUAGGCACCGGGACGGGCAUAUGGGCGAUUGAUUUUGCCGACAACUACCCCGGCACUGAAGUGGUAGGUACCGAUCUCAGUCCGAUUCAGCCCUCUUGGGUCCCGCCGAACCUACGAUUCCUAGUCGACGACGCGGAGUCGCCGUGGUUGUUCAAACGAGAUCAACCCUUUGACUUUAUCCACAUGCGGGAUCUGGGAGGCUCCAUCGCCGACUGGACACAACUUCUGCAACAGGCCAACGCACAUCUCAAACCGGGUGGUUGGAUCGAAUUACAGGAAUUUGAAGUCACGCUGAAGUCGGACGACGACUCAAUGCGCUUGGCACCGACGUUGUGCCAAUUUAUCGGCCACCUGCAUGAGGCCAGCGCAAAGUUUCACCGACCGAUGAAUAUCGCCGAAGGGCACCGGCAGCGGCUUGUAGAGGCUGGUUUUGAAGAUGUCAGAGAUGAGAUGUACAAGGUUCCGUGCAGCACUUGGCCCAAGGACCCCACCCAGAAACAGAUUGGUAAAUUCAACUUAGCUUCUUUGUUGAUGGCCGUUGAGUCGUACUCUCUGGCCUUAUUUACUCGAGUUCUGGGAUGGACAAAUCUCGAAACCCAGGUUUUCCUAACGGGUGUCCGUAAAGACCUCAAAAAUCCGAAAGUCCAUGCGUAUUGCAACCUACAUGUCGUCUAUGGCCGGAAGCCGGAACAUAAUUAUCGGGGCCUAGCUAAGCUGGGUACUGAAUCGGCCUGA